UACCUAAAGAAAUCUAUGUACGAUCUACACAUAGCUUUUAUUUUAUGCACAAUUUUUUCCAGUCCAGCAUGGACUUUCCAGCCACUUUGUAUGUAGUAAUUUAAAUUUUUCGCCCGGAAGUGUAGAUCUACAACUUUAAACACUAAUCUGAUUUUUUGCAAAGAUGGAAAAUGAUAUUUAGUCCAGAUUAAUCUAGUAUUUAAAGUAAAUUUCAUCUCUAGUAUUAACAAUUUAAAAUUUAUAAAUGCUCAUACGAAAAAUAUUUAUUUUAACAAAAGUUUGUGUACAACUUGAGUCAAAUUGAAAUUGAUAUAUAAACAAAGUAUUUAAAGAAUAAUAGAUAAUAAAUAUUAUAAUACUAUUGUAAUAAACUUUCUACUUGGUCCUUGUUAGUCUUCUUAUUCUUACUUAGCACUUCUUACUCCUGGAAUCUAUUUAAUUCCUGAUUUUCCUAUUUUUGAGGUUAAAUACUCGUAAUUGAAAACUUGACCGCUGAAAUUGUUGGUGACUUCCACUAGUGCAGAAAGUUUUUAAAACACAUAAAUCGGCAAAUCUCUCUAAUUUAAUAAUGAAAAUUAACAGUGUAGAGGCUAUAAACAAAUAUGAAAGUUGCUUCUACUUCUUUGCGUGGUUAUGUGCCAUUACUUAUUCUGCGUAUGAACUUCAUUUGUCAAAUACUUAUUUUGACGAUUAUAAUGAUAUAUAUAAUGAUUUCGAUUUAGGAUGGACCUGGAUUGGAAAGAAACGAGAUAUCUCUGAUCAGGAGUGGCGUGUAUGGCUUGCUUUAGUGAACAGACUGAUACCGUGUACCUUAGUACAUCAUUUUAUUAGUCAGUUUAUUAAAAUUGCUAAUAAUAAUAAUAAUUGGCUUUUACAUUGUUGGUACAUAUCAUCAUCCAUAGGAUUCCUCUAUCAUUAUUUAGGCAUAUUAGGCGUAUUAUGUGUAACGCUGCAACCUAUUAUCAUACAUAAAUUGACAUGUACACGCAGCAGAAGAGUAGCAUGGUUUAUACAUGUUUUAUACUUAUUUGUAAUACAUAUACUAAAAAUACCAGAUGGCAUUUUUCAAUCCUGGCUGGGAUUUACGGACGAGCAGCACUACAUUGUGACACUUUCGAUGUGUUGGAUACAUUUAAGAAGUAUUAGUCUCAAUAUGGAUAGCAUUGAUGACAAGUUCUCUGCUUCGAAUAAUUUUCUUCAAAAAUUGGCAUACUGCUUGUAUCUGCCCACGUUGUUUUUAGGGCCACUUAUUUUGUAUCGUGAAUUUCAGGAAUCCAUUAAUCCUGUCAAUAGAUCUGGUCGAUAUUGGAAUUAUCAAAAACUAAAACCUUUUAUAUCAAACUUGAUUAGAUACACAUUCUGGCUGUAUUUUACCGAAUUCUUAUUACAUUUUAUUUAUGUGAAUGCUAUACAAUACCAUCCACAGGUCGUUCAGAAUUUAAAUCCUUGGGCCCUCUAUGGAUUAGGGUACUGCAUGGGACAAUUCUUUUUGAAUAAAUAUGUAGUAAUCUAUGGGACUUGUACUAGUUUAUGUAACUUGGAUGAUGUGAAAGCACCUCCACAACCUAAAUGUAUAGCUAGAAUACAUUUAUAUUCCGACAUGUGGAAACAUUUUGAUAGAGGCUUAUACAAUUUUCUUAUAAGAUACAUUUACAUCCCGGCGCAAAGAUCAGAUGGAUGCUGUGGAAAAUUAUUCGCAUCAUUUUUAUGUUUUGCAUUUAUUUUUAUAUGGCAUGGCAUACAAAUAAAUAUUUUUAUUUGGGCAUUGCUUAACUUUAUAGGAAUAGUAUUCGAAAGUAUAGGAAUGUCAAUUGCUAAAAGCAAACAGUAUCAAGAAACACAAAUAAUGCUUUUGUCCUCAAAAAAUAUUAGAAGAUUCCAUUGUAUGUUGGCAAGCCCUCUUUUAGCACUGUCAGCUGUGUCAAAUUUUUAUUUCUUUGGAGGGCUAGAAAUUGGGAACAUUUUUGUACAACGUUUAUUACAUGAAUCCUUCAAAGUUUUAUCUUUCUUACUGUUUUUUCUUUAUUGCUGUUGUCAAGUUUCUGUUGAUGUGAAAAGUUGGGAAGAGCGCCGCAAGAUAAUGUAGUAACUCCAAAA
Molecule: messenger RNA, 2097 nt
Organism: Ooceraea biroi (clonal raider ant)
Lineage: Eukaryota; Metazoa; Arthropoda; Insecta; Hymenoptera; Formicidae
Gene: rasp
Product: protein-cysteine N-palmitoyltransferase Rasp
Biological process (GO): protein palmitoylation
Cellular component (GO): endoplasmic reticulum
Molecular function (GO): palmitoyltransferase activity
Source: RefSeq, a predicted model, not a curated record